AGCUUCAGUCUCUCUUCUCCUCACUCCAACCCUGCUCACCUCUCAGCUGGACAGUAAGGGACGUUUACACCACACACUGACAACAUGCUGGGGACGCUCUGCACUCUCAUCACUGCUCUAACAUGUGUGAGUGGUGUGACGGUGGUGACACAGAAGCCUCCUGUUGUGACGCUGAAGAAAGGAGAGAUAGCCACCAUGGACUGUAACCUGGGGACUGUUACUCUCAGUCCUGCCCGCUGGUAUAAACAGAUUCCAGGAGGAGUUCCUCAGUUUGUGCUGGCGUACUAUCAUAGCUGGUGGUUUGUGAAUCACGGUGCUGGUUUCUUCUCUCCAAAACACACUUCUUAUUAUGAGAAUGAAUCAAGUUAUCGUAUGAUCAUCACCAAUGUGGGGGAGGGAGACUCAGCAGUCUAUUACUGUAAAACAUGGGAUGGCUCUGUUAAUGAAUGGGUAUUCGGACGAGGCACCAAGCUGAUUGUGGCAGGCUCCGGUCUCUCUCCUCCUGUCCUGACAGUCUUCCCUCCGUCCAGUGCUGAGCUCCAGUCCAACAAAGCCACUCUGCUCUGUCUGUCCAGUCAGUCUGUGCCUUUUGCAGAAGUGACCUGGUCGGUUGGUGGGUGUCCAGUGAGCAGUGGGAUCUCUACCAGCACCGCUGUUCACCAACCAGACCACACUUUCCAAAUCAGCAGCUAUCUGGACAUCCAGACGUCAGACUGGAACAUGGAGAAGCUUUACACAUGUAAAGUUUCUUUGGGCUCCCAGACUUCAGAGAAAAACAUCAACAAGUCAGCCUGUCCCACUGAACAAUAGCAGAGGAGCAGAAUGAGCGUUUACAAGCGUUAGAAAAGAUGUCUGCAUGCUCGUAAUAACUGUUGUGACAGUUAGGUGGAGGUGUUGUAUCAGCUUUGCAUCUUGUUGCAUUUAUUCAAUAAUUGUUCAAUAAAAAGCAUUGUGCCCAAUACAAGUCUGUAUUCAUUUGU
Messenger RNA from Seriola aureovittata, 980 nucleotides. Its product is annotated as immunoglobulin lambda-1 light chain-like. Gene Ontology annotation, biological process: positive regulation of T cell activation; peptide antigen assembly with MHC class II protein complex; antigen processing and presentation of exogenous peptide antigen via MHC class II. Gene Ontology annotation, cellular component: MHC class II protein complex. The transcript has 4 exons. Gene Ontology annotation, molecular function: MHC class II protein complex binding. The record is from RefSeq and is a predicted model, not a curated record. Bases 85 to 810 code for a protein of 241 amino acids. NCBI's taxonomy places the organism in Eukaryota, Metazoa, Chordata, Actinopteri, Carangiformes, Carangidae.